AUGACUGAUCAACCAAAAUGGCUCAAUGCGAAUCCAGUGAUCCUCGGUCAGCCAUCAACACUAACAGCCCCCAAACUGCCCCAAGGAAUUCAUCAACUGGUUGAUCCGAUAGAUCAAUUGUGGGAGCACAUGAACCACUGCUUGGUUCUUCAUUCUCAAGUUGGGCUCACUCGAGCUGCUUCACGCGAGUAUGCGGGUUUGAUCUUAUCUGUUCUCAACAAGUCACAAGCGAUCAUGCUGGACAAUGUUGAGCAAAUCAACGAUUUCAAGCUGGCAGAAUACGAGGAGUUUGCCUCCGAUUUCCUCACGAAGAUGAAGGCGUCUUGGACGCUUCUGCAGGACCGAGCGAGAUUCGUGCAAUCUCAAGUGACCAGUCAAGCUGAUUUACUGAGGCAACGUCUUGCUGAGAUUUCAGUUCACUUCCUGGCUGCUCUAGAACGCCAAAAACUGAUCAGCGGCCCGCGUCUCAGCGAGUUGAUUAACGAUCCUCAUGAAGAUAACAUGUUGUUCCGGUAUAUCAUCCAGAAGGCCGGUCCAGUCAACAAUCUAUCUAAGGUUUACCUCAAUUUCGAUCUGAAGCUUAGCCUUCAAAACAGCCACUUCACGGAAGACAUUCACGAUCUCUUGAAAAAUUUAAAUGAAGCGACGUGGCAGAACUUGAGACGGUUAUAUUUGGGCGCUCAGCUCAAAAUCUUCGAGACAUCAACUUUAGGUGAAGUUGGAAAACAAUUCCUUCACUACACAUCCCCGACAAAGCUCGCCGAAGGACUGGAGGGACCUUCUCAUGCAAGCCCUAAGGAAUGGUUCCUGGUAACGUUACUCCCGCAGGUCUUUUUACCAUUGAGUCCGUCAUUUGAUAUGAAUGAAGAACUAGUAAAAUCCAAGCUUUUGCAUGGCAUGAUAGCUUUCAUGAUUCAAUACCAUGUCAAAGACGUGAUGGAAACUCUUAAAAAAUCACCAACUUACCGGCAACUACAAGCUUUCGAUAUAGCAACUCUGUUCCUGUCAGAUGCAUUCAAAACCGUCUACCGCGAAUUCGGUGAAGCGUUGAAGAAGGUCCCUCAGCAUUUCUCGUUCAAGGCAGAGCCGGCCUUCUGGACAAACAUCAACAAAGAUGAUCAAGCUUUGUUUCUUCCGUGGGAAGCCAAGGUUUCAUCAGAUAGGUUUGUUGGAUUUGGGAAUCCAUCUUACCGCCUCGCAGCUCUACUUCCUCCGCCUCACUUUGGAGUUGAACUUCUGAAAGAAUGGCCCGGAAGAAUGCUUGAAGCGAAUCUCGAAGCUUUGCAAUAUGCAACACCACCCAUAGUCACUUUGCUAGAGCAUAAGAGCCAACUGAUCGCAAUCAAAUUUGCAAUCCAUCGCCAUAUUGUGGAUAUUAGAAUGAGAGAGAUUUCUUCAAAAGAGGCCGAAGAAAGGGAGAAUCUCUCCGAAAGCUCAUCAGCCGCAGAAACAUCGGAGAGAAAUCGGUCAAAAGGGAGGUCAGGUAAAGGUAAGCUACAGAGGAAGCUGGCAAGAGAGAUAGAAGACAUUCAAAGGGCAGCAAGGGAAACAAGAGAAAAAGAGGCCACCGCAAGACAGAUAGCACAAUGGGAAAAGUCUUCAAAGGAGUCAGCAGCAAGAGAUACAGUGGAAAGAAUGCUUUCAAUACUCCAACCUGAAUAAAAUAAAAACUUGGCCUAAUCAACUGCAAGUGAGAUG
Molecule: messenger RNA, 1698 nt
Organism: Puccinia graminis f. sp. tritici CRL 75-36-700-3
Lineage: Eukaryota; Fungi; Basidiomycota; Pucciniomycetes; Pucciniales; Pucciniaceae
Exons: 4
Coding region: 1-1662 (553 amino acids)
Source: RefSeq, a predicted model, not a curated record